UUAUGAUAAAAAAAAACUACCUGAAUAUUCUAACAAAUUAACAACUAUAACUAAUGCACAUUUUGUACUAAAUACUAUACCAAAUGUUUAUAAACUGCUAGAGCUAGAAGAGUCUUCUAGGAAACUUUGUGAUCUUCGGGAAGGCCUUGCGCAUGAACAUCCUUCAAGUUUUAUUGAAUCCGUAUCGUCAAGAGUCCUAAGAAG
Molecule: messenger RNA, 204 nt
Organism: Dentiscutata heterogama
Lineage: Eukaryota; Fungi; Glomeromycota; Glomeromycetes; Diversisporales; Gigasporaceae
Source: the annotation of a GenBank genome assembly